AUGGACAAUAUUCGUCGCUGUGCUGGCCACGGCAACAUCAAGCUCACCUACCUUGGAACAGCACUGCUUGUCGCCUUUUGGUACUUCCACUUGCCGUUCAUCAUCGACGUGCUCGGAUUCAUCUGCUGCUUCUGUAUCGGUGUGCUCUCUGUUGUCAAAAUCAUUUGGUUUCGCAAUCGGCAUGCAGCGUACAUGGCGCGACACUGCCGAAAACACCACCUGUGGAUUGGUCUGCUCCUUACUCUCAGUUUGGCCAUUUUCUUCAUCUGGCUUCAAUUGAUCCUUGUUUUGCCAGCGCCGGAGACGACUUCAUCCCUACCAUCAUCCCUACGUCGACUCCGCAAGGACAGCACCACUACUGUGGCAUUCGCAGAGACAGAACUCUCCUACCUCCACGGUGCCGGAGCGGCAAGCGCGUAUACCUGUCUCGUCGCGGCCUGUCGCGUGCCAGGUACUUCCUCCAUCAACCGGACAUGGACAUCUAUCCAGGAAAGGCUCAUGCAACAAGGAUCUCCAUCCCUUGGCCUCACCAUGACACAGAGCGAAACAGGUUGCUGGCAGCAAGAUUCCAAUCCAUCUCAAAAUGCCAUCCCAUCUGCAGCAGACUUAUCUGAAGCAUCAGUUUUCGAAGAUUUCCGUCAUGACACCCUCAUCCUCGCCAACGACCUCGCAACCUACGCCAUCAAAGUCAUAAAACUCGAAUCUGCCAUCGACACAACAAUCAACCAAACAAUCCUCGAAAGCAUCAACGACAUCUAUCGCCUCCUCAGCUCCACCCGCACGUCAACCACCACCACCUCCUCUUCAGUUUAUACAAUCUCUCUCGACCGCCUCAUCGCCUUCUACUCCUCCUCCUCCCUCUCCUUCUGGCCCCGUCUCUUCCACCAAAAAUCUUUCCCCCUCUACACCCAUCUCCGUCCCUACCUCUUCCCUACACCAACGCCUACCGAGUCCCUCUCCCAAACCCUUUUGUCGCUCAACGAAAAAGUCACAACCUGCUACAAAAUCCACAUCGCACUUGCAAACGUCCGAGAAGCCUACUCCGAAGCCUCCGCCAAACUCACAAACCUCAUCAACGACUACGGCACCAACGAAAACAUCCCUGUGGAAAUCACCCGACAAUUCCCACCCAUCGCCAACCUUGUGGCUCAGAUUCGGAAUGGGAGCACGAGUCGCCUAGGAGGAGGUGUCUCGGUGUUUGAUGCGAAGAGAAGAGUUUCGGGGAGGAAUUGGUGGGGGAACUUUUUAGAAGAGGUGAUUUUUGAGAAGAUUUGGGGCGAGUUGGAGAGGAUGGGGAGGGAUGUUGAGGAGAUGCGGAUUACAGGGAGGUGGAUUGAGGGGAGGGUUUGUGAGAGAUUGGAUAUGAGAGUGAGAGAUGGGAUGGGAUGGGAUAGGAUGGAAGGGAUGGGAUGGUUCAGCGAAAAGAAAGGGCUUGGAGGUGGUAGAGAGGUGGCAGAGAGAAUAACUAAUGUUUGGCUCCUGAUCUCUAUUGGCCGAAACCAACUAGGGUGUUCAUGUACCGAGAAGCAAGAUCUCCCCGAGUGGUUCACGUUGUAUCAUCUUGUUUUGCGAAAACCAAGCACGAGGAAGUCAGCCCUUCGCUUGACCUGCAACUUGCACACUUCCAAGUACACCUACAUUACCCAACACCACUGUCUGAUAGCAUGGGUGCGUCUGCUUGGGAUAGCGUACUAUGUGAUGAUGUCGACAAUAUCUGAAAGACUGACACCAGCCGAUGAUAACAAUAACACCGGUGGCGAGAAGCUGGAAGAUGGCUCCUCCACUGAGACAACGUACCAAGGAGGACCAUUUCGCGUGGGACUGCCCGGAGGCACGCACCAGGUCGGCCACAACAGGGCUGCUUGUCUCGAACCACAUUCUUCGGAUCCAGCUCAGAAGUGUUGCGGGUGCUACAAGGAGCUCCAAACUGCCAGCGAAUGCAGUACUAUGCAGAUUCACGCAGUUUUCAAGGCUAUUCGUGUUUAUGCCGCCUUGGGAGAAGAGGCUGCUGACAAGGAGGUGGAUGUCGACACUGAACCCGAUUCACACCGUGUAGCAAGCUGGAGUUUCGUACCAAAGCAUAAAGGCCUGCAAGAAGUGCCGAAGCUAUAG
Molecule: messenger RNA, 2112 nt
Organism: Pseudocercospora fijiensis CIRAD86
Lineage: Eukaryota; Fungi; Ascomycota; Dothideomycetes; Mycosphaerellales; Mycosphaerellaceae
Exons: 12
Coding region: 1-2112 (703 amino acids)
Source: RefSeq, a predicted model, not a curated record